This is a messenger RNA of Danio rerio (zebrafish), 3498 nucleotides long. NCBI's taxonomy places the organism in Eukaryota, Metazoa, Chordata, Actinopteri, Cypriniformes, Danionidae. The record is from RefSeq and is a predicted model, not a curated record.
UUUUUUAAAGGAAACACCGAGGAAAUGGCUUCAGUUUGGAAAAAAAAACAGUUUUUAGGACUCAAAUGAUAUUUAAAACUUACUAAAACGUCUUAUAAAAGGUUUUCGUGCCCACUAAUUUAAGCCGGACUCUCAUAUGGUUGGAUGAUUGCUAUAGCAUACGACGAAAGAUGUUGUGCUGGGUUAUUAAAAACAAACAAAAGGUGUUGAGGCGACGUAAAGACUGGCCGUUUGAAACAUUCAAAGUUUUACAUGCCUGCAAGAGUAAAGUCCAUGUCCUGCCGUGGAGGAACUUGUCAAAAAUCGUGACCGCCUUCUAGAGCUCAACGUCACAAUCACACGAGUCUCGACACGUCACGCGGUGAGUCCUGCAGAACAUCAAACACCACAUUACUGAAGAAUUAAAUAGAUAGAGAGAUAUUCUGCAUAAGCAUUUCUGAGAUCAUUAUUAGUUGUAAAGUCAGCUAUGCAUUGAUUAUAUUGCGUUAUUGACUGUAGUUUCAUUUACAUGUUUUAAUAAUGUUUAAUGUGGUUAUGUGAUCAGCAAGCCUUCUUCUUCUGUAAAUAGGUUUCCUUACAAUUCAUUGAUAUUGUCCCAACUAAUGAUUUAACCAGGAUGUGAAUUAUACAUUGACAAUCAGGGGGGUUAACUUAUUCGGAAAUAGAAUUUUGUGUAAUAUGCUUUAGUGACUCAAAUUAAAGAAAUCUAUAAUGCAACAUAUUUGAUUUUUCAGUGUUUUAUGGGAUAGUUUGUGUAUUCUGGCCUACAAUAUCAUGUGAUUAGCCAUUUAAGAGGUUACUGGUCAAACUACAAACAACCCAUCUCAUUUGUCUUUACUUUUAGGCUAUAUGUAGAAACAAGCACCUAUUUUACAGGAAACGUGUUUUGUGAACACUUUACGUUUUCCAUGUCUAUCGGCAUUCACAAUGGCAUAAUCCAUUAUAGGGGUGGUCAAAUGUAUAUUUAUAUGAUCUAUUAUUUAAUUAGUAAUAUUAGUAUUUAACAUGCAGAUCAGAGUAAACUCUUUUCUACUGUUUAGUGGACUGACCCCCCCGUACAUGUUAUUUUCACGUCUUUCAGGGCAAUCAAGCAUUAAUUAGGGGAGUCAAUCCCCCCAAAACCCUCCUUGUAAUUCGCAUCCUGGAUUUAAAAGUAGAGUCAACAUCAAAAAUUAACCUGAAGUAACUAUGGCUUCACAUUGUGUGGGUGAAAGUGAUGGACUGACCUUCUAUCUGGCCAGACCAGAGGAUUACGAUGACGUGAUGGCCAUAUCACACGACAUAUACGGUGGUAUGGACUAUCUUCCACAUCGCUAUCACUCCUGGAUAACUGAGCCGGGAAGAGUGGUUAUUAUAGCACGCAGAGAUGAGAAGCUGGUGGCCUUGGAGUCAGGCCUGGUGGUUGACGGGGGUGAAACUGUGGUAGUUGAAGGACUGAGAGUUAGUCCUCAUGAAAGAGGCUGUGGUCUGGCCGGAGUCAUCCAGACAUUUGCUGAUGGCUACGUAAAGAAGAUCCACCCCAGAGUGAAGAGCAAACGCCUCACCAGAGGAGAUGAUCCCGGGCCUGAGAAACUGCGCAAGUUCGCACUUCUGGCCAGACGGGCCGUUCUCUCACUAUGGGGGAAAUCUGAGGGUUUUGAUGGCUUCGUCUCCAGUCUGAAGCAGAAACUGCUGGCGUCAGGUGUGUCUAACAGCAGCUUCAGGCCUUUAGUGUCAGUGCAGGACUCAGGUGCUCUGCAGGCUGUUCUCCUGGAUCCAGAUCUGCCCUCCAGGCUUCAGCUUCCAGGCGCCGCUCUCAUCCAAGACUGGCAGCCCUUGAGGCUCGUGCAGAGUAACCUUCAGAUCUUGGCAAGGCGAGAUUUGACAUGGUUUAUAGAUGGCUCUGGUGAGAAACCGAUGUUUUUGAGUUUACACACGCCUCUGUACCCUGUUCCAUUUGACGGAGGAUCUCUGCGUUUUAAUAUCGAUCUGUACGGGACAGAUCCUUCUUUAGCAAAGACGGCACUAACAGCUCACCUGGACAGAGUGAAGAGUGACCUUCAGGGCAUGGUGGUGGUUCAUAUUUACAUGCAUCAGACUCUGUGGAAAGAGUUGCAGCAGUUCUGUGAGGGUCACGAGAUGGUCAGGCAGUUCAGGGAUUACUGGGAGCAGCUGUUUUUGGAAAGAGAUAUAUAAUUAUUUCUAGAGAUCAUGGGGAAAAGAAAAAGUUGCCCAUAAUACAGGAAAAAAAACCUUUAGAUGAUGUUUUGGAUGAAAUAGAGUAAGAUUCGGGUGAAGAAUUUGUUCCACACGAUUAAACAGUCUGAGUGAAACAAACUCAGUGUAUGCUUGACUUUAACAGAUGCUGAUGUUGGAAAACAUGCAUUAUUAUCUGCGUACCUCAUCACUGUAAUCAGAUGUAUACUGUAUAGAUUUUUAUAGACUUUUUUCAAAAUGCUUUUUGAAAUUUAAAUAGCUGCAUUAUUAAACAAAAAAGUUACAAUUAUUAUUGUAAAACAUUUUCAGAAUAAAAUUUAGUAUUUUUUAUAAUUUAUUUCAUUUUAUACAUGUUUUAAAAGCCUCUAGAAAUCACACUAUGAUGCUGAUUUGGUGCUCAAGAAGGAUUUUUUAUUAUAAUUUAGAGAUUACCAAAGUAGUGCCAGUGGGCCAAAGUUGGCCCAUGAUAACCUUUGAUUUGGCCCGCCACCCCAUUUGAGAAAAGAGGUAGAAUGAUGGUAGGUGGGGCGAAUGCCUUCAACAGAGAUUGUUAUUUCUAAAUCAACAUAACCUUUUGUUUGUUUGUUUGUUUAAUUGUUGAGCUACAAAAAAACUUGUUCAAAUUAAAUGUUGUGAAUUAAUUAGAAUUAAAAAAAUGUAAACACUGUCACUCGACAAAUAGAGGACAAUGUAAAGACUUCUUUCUUUCUUUUUUUUUAUUCUUGUUUAUGUAAAGCACUUUGAAUCACCAUUGUGUAUGAAAUGGGCUAUAUAAAAUAAACUCAGCUUGCCUUGCUUUUAAUCCUUUUUAAACAACUUGAAUUUUUAAUGAAGGUUUGCAAAAAAUUUAAAUGCUGCUUGUAAACGCUGAACACCGAUUAAACUCUCAUUUUUUGUAUGAUAUAUAGAUUGAUGAGACCAAAAUUCUAAUUUUAUCUGGUUUUAGAUAUAAAUCUGGUUUAUAGUUUUAUUGUAAGUACAUUACAAAACAAUUACAAAAUUAAUAUAAAUUAUUAUAUAAAAUAAUAAUUAAUAUGAGUAUUGUAAGUUUUUUUGUUUGUUUAUUUUUAAAUAUUAUUAAUUAGGAAAUUACCAUGGCAACUUUAAUGUAAUACAGUUAGUAUAUUUACCUGCGACCCACCACCCUCAAUCAAGUUUGGUUUUUGGCUCUUCAUAAGGGAAAGUUUGGGCACCCAUGUUAUAAUUAAUGCUGAAAACAGCUCUGCUUAAUAUUUUUGAUAAAACUGAUGCACUUUCUUCAGAAUUUCUUCUUUGACUAAUAAAAAGUACAAAACAACAGAA